Messenger RNA from Sinocyclocheilus rhinocerous, 1759 nucleotides. RefSeq names its product phenazine biosynthesis-like domain-containing protein. Gene Ontology annotation, cellular component: cytoplasm. Bases 100 to 1728 code for a protein of 542 amino acids. Gene Ontology annotation, biological process: biosynthetic process. NCBI's taxonomy places the organism in Eukaryota, Metazoa, Chordata, Actinopteri, Cypriniformes, Cyprinidae. The record is from RefSeq and is a predicted model, not a curated record. Gene Ontology annotation, molecular function: isomerase activity. The transcript has 18 exons.
CUGGGGUCAGUUUCAGCAAGCCUCAAAGCAGCACUGGACUAUGACUUGCUAAAUGUCACGCUAAACUUGUUACAGCUGUUUUACUCUAGAGUAGAAGCAAUGGAGAUUCCAAUAUUUACUGUUGAUUCUUUUACUAAUUUACCAUUCAAAGGUAAUCCUGCUGCAGUAUGUCUUAUAGAGAAUGAGCUGCGAGAUGAUCUUUAUCAGAGCAUUGCUGCUGAGAUGAAUUUAUCAGAGACUGCUUUCAUCACAAGACUGAAUUCUAUGGAUUAUUCCUCAGGUGCAAGGUUUGGAUUACGCUGGUUUACUCCCACACGUGAGAUGCCACUUUGUGGACAUGCAACACUGGCCUCAGCAGCAGUGCUCUUUUACAUGAAAAAAAAUGUCAACCCUGUACUGGUGUUUGAGACGUUGAGUGGGGAGCUAUAUGUGCGUCAGCAUGAAGAAUCUCUAAUAAUGGACUUUCCCUUAAACAAACCAAAGCCCCAGGAUCAACAUGAAAUCAAGGAUCUUUUGAAAGCUGUAGUAGGAGAUGUACCCAUUCAGGAUGUGUGCUACAAUCCAACCACAAGGAACCUGAUGAUUCGUCUUGCUGACACAUGCGACAAAUCUGAACUUACAUCUUUGAAGCCUGAAGCAGAAGCCCUGCUGAAAAAUGAAUCUACUGGGAAAAUGAAUGGUGUCAUUGUUACAAUGAAGGGAGCUCCGACCGCACAACCUGGAUAUGACUUCUAUUCCCGUUACUUUUCUCCUUGGUUAGGGGUCCUUGAAGAUCCAGUCUGUGGGUCUGCGCAUACAGUUCUUGCUGCCUACUGGUCUGAAAAGCUGAACAAAAAGAAAAUGUUGGCAUACCAGUGCUCCAGUCGUGGGGGAGAGUUGGGGCUGGAGAUCAGGGAUGAUGGUCGACUCAACAUCAUUGGUAAUCCUGCUGCAAUAUGUCUCAUAGAGAAUGAGCUGAGAGAUGAUCUUUAUCAGAGCAUUGCUGCUGAGAUGAAUUUAUCAGAGACUGCUUUCAUCACAAGACUGAAUUCUAUGGAUUUUUCUUCAGGUGCAAGGUUUGGAUUACGCUGGUUUUCCCCAAAAAAUGAGGUCCCACUUUGUGGACAUGCAACCCUGGCCUCAGCAGCAGUGCUCUUUUACAUGAGAAAAAAUGUCAACCCUGUACUGGUGUUUGAGACGUUGAGUGGGGAGCUAUAUGUGCGUCAGCAUGAAGAAUCUCUAAUAAUGGACUUUCCCUUAAACAAACCAAAGCCCCAGGACCAACGUGAAAUCAAGGAUCUUUUAAAGGCUGCUGUAGGAGACUUACCCAUUCAGGAUGUGUGUUACAGUCCAACCACAAAGAAACUGAUGGUUCGUCUGGCUGACGCUUGUGACAGGUCUGAACUUGUGUCUUUGAGGCCAGAGGCAGAGUCUCUUCUGAGAAAUGAAACCACUGGUAAGAUUAACAGUCUUAUCAUUACACUGAAAGGAGCAGAGAGCACUCAGUCUGUGUAUGACUUUUACUCCCGUGUCUUCGCCCCAUGGGUUGGGGUCCCUGAAGAUCCAGUCACUGGGUCAGCACAUACAGUCCUUGCUGGCUACUGGUCUGAAAAGCUGAAGAAAAAGAAAAUGUUGGCUUACCAGUGCUCCAGUCGAGGAGGCGAGGUAAAGCUGGAGAUAAGAAAUGAUGGUAGACUGGACAUCAUUGGUCAGGCACAGAUCAUUCUUCAGGGAACUCUUAAAAUCUAGACAAACUCAGAGGUGUAAAGUAUUUGAGUAA